Messenger RNA from Penicillium chermesinum, 1239 nucleotides. RefSeq names its product epoxide hydrolase family protein. Gene Ontology annotation, molecular function: epoxide hydrolase activity. The record is from RefSeq and is a predicted model, not a curated record. Gene Ontology annotation, biological process: epoxide metabolic process. Bases 1 to 1239 code for a protein of 412 amino acids. The transcript is spliced from 2 exons. NCBI's taxonomy places the organism in Eukaryota, Fungi, Ascomycota, Eurotiomycetes, Eurotiales, Aspergillaceae.
AUGGCCUCCAUUAGUCCUUUUACCAUCGACAUACCGCAGGAGAGGCUGAGCGAUCUGCAUAAUCGACUUGCGAACGCAAGAUUACCAGAUGAACUGGACGAAGCUGGCUGGGAUCUCGGUGCCCCCGUUGCCGAAGUCAGGCGUCUGGCGGAGUACUGGAGAGACCGAUUCGACUGGCGGGCGGCAGAAGCUAAGCUGAACCUGCUUCCUCAUUUCCGGACAGAUAUCCCGGUGGCGGGGUUCGGCAUAUUGAAGAUCCACUUCAUACAUCAGAAAUCGCCCAUCGAGUCCGCCAUCCCCCUUUUGUAUGUGCAUGGGUGGCCUGGGUCGUUCUUUGAGGGGUCUAAAAUUAUUCAGGCUCUGUCGGGGGACGGGGUAUCCGAUCCUGCCUUCCAUGUCGUCGCCAUCUCCUUGCCGAACUUUGGCUUCAGUGAAGGCCCCAAAAAGCGAGGGUUUUCCCUCGAGCAGUAUGCGGAGACUUGUCAAAACCUCAUGCAAAAACUUGGCUAUUCGCAGUACGUGACGCAGGGCGGUGAUUGGGGCUACUACAUCACUCGCACUAUGGCCGUGCAAUAUCCUGAUUCGGUGAUGGCCACUCAUCUCAAUUUGGAUCAUGGGUUCUGUCCUCCGGCCUUGUAUAAAUACCCCCACCUGACAGUCGAGAAACCCGUGAUGAGGGAGCCCGAGAUUGGCUCGGCGGGCUCGGAGGGGUGGGGGUGGUUUCUAGAUGAAAGUCAAGGUUAUCGUGCGCUCCAGGCUACGAAGCCCACCGGUACAAGUUACGGGAUCACUGAUAGCCCCGUCGCACUUUUGUCUUGGUUAUAUGAAAAGCUGCAUGAUUGGUCCGACAAGUACCCCUGGUCGGAAGAGGAGGUGUGUAGUUGGGUGAGUAUCUACUGGUUCAGUACCGCGGGCCCGGGAGCCUCGGUAAGAAUCUACCAUGAAGCAACUCAUACCUGGAAGACCGAAAACGCCACACCGCUAAAUCCAGUUCGAACCCCGGGAUGGAUUGAUUCGGCUAAAAUCGGCUAUAGCCAUUUCCCCUUGGGAUUACCAUUCGAUCCUCGUCCGUGGAUUCGCAAGUUGGGCCCGAUCUCCUUCGGCCGUCAUCAUGAGCAUGGGGGUCAUUUUUUUGCCUGGGAGGUUCCUGAUUCGUUUGUUAAAGAUGUUCGCGACAUGUUCCGCCGGGGAGCCGAUGCUCACGGGGUCGUCCCUGGCCAUACCGGGUACAUUCCCUAA